Oncorhynchus mykiss (rainbow trout) is the source of this 1499-nucleotide messenger RNA. RefSeq names its product homeobox protein EMX1-like. Gene Ontology annotation, cellular component: nucleus. The record is from RefSeq and is a predicted model, not a curated record. Gene Ontology annotation, molecular function: RNA polymerase II cis-regulatory region sequence-specific DNA binding; DNA-binding transcription factor activity, RNA polymerase II-specific. Lineage: Eukaryota; Metazoa; Chordata; Actinopteri; Salmoniformes; Salmonidae. Gene Ontology annotation, biological process: central nervous system development; regulation of transcription by RNA polymerase II; brain development.
CCCCGGGUACAUGAGAGAACUCAUUGACAGGUGUACUCUUCCAAUCAGCGCAAUCUAGAAUACCAUUGCUGCGCUUGCGCACAUCUCAGUCCUUUCGGUUCCAGAACGUUGAUUUGUCCUCGUGUCCGCCCGGUGCGCGUGCAUGGAUCUCACCUGCUCGAGGUUCCCGCUCAGAAGGUCGGUCCGGGGGCUCUACCGUAACCGUUGAUGCUCACUAUGACUUUUUGAGGGAACCAUUUUGACUGGAUUUCUGGAUUUCACUACCUGAAGUGAGGAAGAUGUUUUCGUCGGUGAGUAAACGUUGUUUUAUGAUAGAAUCAUUGGUGGCCAAAGAAAACUCUCAAACCACGGAAGAUCCCAUCCGACCGACGGCCCUGACUUAUUCAAACUCCACUGACGCUUUCAUGAACGGGUACCAGAGUCCCACCGGCAGGUCUCUGUGUCAGAACCCGGAGCUGGUGUUCCAUGAGUCGGUCAACCACCCCGGGCUAACCAUGAACCCCCACCAGCUAGGAGGGGGCCACCUACAACACCCUUCACACUUCUUUGGGACGCAACACCGAGACCCUCUCAACUUCUACCCAUGGGAUUUACGAAACAGGUUAUUCGGAUACAGAUUUCAAGGAAACGAUGUUUCCCAAGAAAGCCUGCUACUCCACCGCCCAUUCGCCCGAAAACCCAAGCGCAUCCGCACCGCCUUCUCCCCGUCGCAGCUCCUGCGGCUUGAGCGGGCGUUCGAGAAUAAUCACUACAUAGUAGGAGCCGAGAGGAAACAGCUGGCCAACAGUCUCAGUCUGUCUGAAACACAGGUGAAGGUGUGGUUCCAGAACAGGAGGACUAAAUACAAGAGACAGAAGCUGGAGGAGGAGGGGCCUGACUGUCAUCAGAAGAAGAAAGGAAACCACCACAUCAACAGAUGGAGGCUUAUCACUAAGCACGGCAGCUCUGAGGACAUCGACGUCGAACUGGACUAAGACCCCAACCCUGGCCCUCUGCCCCCCCCUUCCCUGGACGCCCCUGUGGCCCCCCCCAACCCCUGGCCUGUGUCCCCUUUUGGAACACAAGAGGACCAAAGUUAACGCUAGUUAUUAUGUAAAGUUAUGAAGUAUAGUGACAUGUUACAAGAAAAAACAGAACUUUAUGGUACUUGACUUGCAUCCAUCCUACAUAAUGAUCUCAUGUCUGAUCUCUUAUUGGAGGUGGUGUUCCAUCGUACAUAAUGAUCUCAUGUCUGAUGUCUUAUUGGAGGUGGUGUUCCAUCCUACAUAAUGAUCUCAUGUCUGAUGUCUUAUUGGAGGUGGUGUUCCAUCCUACAUAAUGAUCUCAUGUCUGAUGUCUUAUUGGAGGUGGUGUUCCAUCCUACAUAAUGAUCUCAUGUCUGAUGUCUUAUUGGAGGUGGUGUUCCAUCCUACAUAAUGAUCUCAUGUCUGAUGUCUUAUUGGAGGUGGUGUUCCAUCCUACAUAAUGAUCUCAUGUCUGAUCUCUUAUUGGAGGUGGUG